Messenger RNA from Leptinotarsa decemlineata (Colorado potato beetle), 1626 nucleotides. RefSeq names its product retained (gene retn). Gene Ontology annotation, cellular component: nucleus. Gene Ontology annotation, molecular function: DNA binding. Gene Ontology annotation, biological process: regulation of transcription by RNA polymerase II. The record is from RefSeq and is a predicted model, not a curated record. Lineage: Eukaryota; Metazoa; Arthropoda; Insecta; Coleoptera; Chrysomelidae.
UCGAGCAGGUCUUGCCCGUGCGCUUAGUGUUUUUAUUGUCGUUUGUGCCAUAUGUACGAAUUUCAUAAGACUCGGUGUAGUGAGGAUAGUUUUUUGAGGUGACGUUCGGAUGUAAGAUGGCUGUGAAAAUGGAGAUGACCGAGUUAUACGAGAUAAAUGACGACCCCAAAAGGAAAGAAUUCUUAGAUGACCUGUUUUCCUUCAUGCAAAAACGUGGGUCUCCAAUUAAUCGGCUCCCCAUAAUGGCCAAGUCGGUACUUGAUCUCUAUGAACUAUACAACCUUGUGAUAGCUAGAGGGGGGUUGGUAGAUGUGAUAAACAAGAAACUUUGGCAAGAAAUAAUUAAAGGACUCCACUUACCGUCAUCGAUCACUUCAGCGGCAUUUACACUUAGGACACAAUACAUGAAGUACUUGUACCCUUACGAGUGCGACAGGAAGCGGCUGAGCACUCCCGCUGAACUCCAAGCCGCCAUCGACGGCAAUAGACGGGAAGGCCGCCGAACCACUUACGGGCAGUACGAGAACGUGCAGCGGUCUCCGAAUCACACGUUGCACAUGAAUCCGAUGACCUUGGUGACCCAGCAACAUCAGCAGCAGUUGGCCGCGCGGAUGUUGGGAGGCGGCAUGAACAUCACCAACGGUCACCCUCCUAGUCACCAGCAACCGUUGGGGCAGCAUCUCAACGGGGGGCCCAUACCAGAUUUUUUUCUAGGCCUGGCACCCAGCGACGUAGAGUCCCGCGUGAAGGAAUACAUGAAACUCUUCCAGCAGAAGGACGUGGCGCCCGCGAUUCCCACCAUGCCUAGCAGGCCGGGAGACGUUUCGCCCCCCAACAACACCUCCGUCCUCAAUAAUCUCGAGAUGACGAGGAUUACACUCUGGAACUUGUACAACAACAACCACCACCACAACAACCACCACCACAACAAUCCGGUAGAGCCGCAGAAAGAGCCGAUUAACCUUUCGGAAUCCUCCUCGCAAUCCUCAACCGUCAAGAGGGAGCCGGAUCACAGGGAAUCGCCCCCGCCCCCCAAGAGGUUGCUGAAGGAAGAGGAGGAAGCCGAGCUACCACUCACACCUAAGAGCUCUCCGACCUCUACACAUAUCAAAAUCAAUUCCAGAGGUGAUUCUCGGAACGGAGACAAUUCCUUAGUCGUCAGUAUGGAAAUCAACGGCGUCACGUACCAGGGCGUGUUGUUCGCGCAGAACACCAACUCUUCGGGGACGCGAACGGCGCUCGCGUCGUAAAAAUCUCCCCCACUAGAGGGCGUUUCCUUCUACGAGAGUUCGAUCGUUUAAUUAAGAGUUUUAUAUACAUAUACAUGCUGUGCACGACGCGUCGGAUAGACUUCUUUUUAUUUAUUUAUUCCACAAUUUUAUGUCGAGGGGUUUUAAGCGCGUGAAGCGCCUCUCUCAUCCCCAACCAGAAAUUGGAUAUGCACAAAUGUGCUAUUUAGAGGAAGUAUGCGAUUCAGCGGGUGUACCAGAAAAACUGUGAAAUCUGAAAAUGGUCGCGUAUCAUUAGAUAAACUGAGUGGAGUAUUUCAGGUUUGUUUUGAAAGGGAUAUAUUUUUAGGAGUGAUUAAUUUUUGGGAAAGAAAGUUUUUGGCUUUCUACUACUCCA